Fukomys damarensis (Damara mole-rat) is the source of this 1906-nucleotide messenger RNA. RefSeq names its product sorting nexin 31 (gene Snx31). Gene Ontology annotation, biological process: intracellular protein transport. The annotation marks the transcript as partial. NCBI's taxonomy places the organism in Eukaryota, Metazoa, Chordata, Mammalia, Rodentia, Bathyergidae. Gene Ontology annotation, cellular component: early endosome. The transcript has 14 exons. Gene Ontology annotation, molecular function: phosphatidylinositol binding. The record is from RefSeq and is a predicted model, not a curated record.
GCGCUGGGGGGUCGCUACGUGCUGUACUCCGUGUACUUGGACGGGCUCCUCUUCUGCAGGGUGCGCUACAGCCAGCUGCACCGUUGGAACCAGCAGCUCAGGCGGGUCUUUGGAAGCUGCCUGCCGCCCUUCCCACCGAAGUACUAUCUGGCAAUGACCACAUCUAUGGCAGAGGAGAGGAGGGCCCAGUUGGAACAGUAUUUGCAAAACGUAACUGCAGACCCAAAUGCCUUGAGGAGUGAUGUCUUCAUUGAGUUUCUACAGCUGGCACAGCUGAACACGUUUAACAUCUCUGCUGAAAAAGCUUCUCUAGAUAUAUUUCUGCCCAAUGGAAGAAGUGUUAAUAUAGAAAUUCUGACAUCAGAUACUGCUGAAAGAGUCCUAGAGGUGGUGUCACGCAAACUCGGACUGAGUUGGGAGCUCUUGGGCUACUUCGGCCUCUUUCUCAUUCGGUUUUACAAGGAGGGCAGCCUGUCUGUUGUGAAAAAGUUGGCAGAUUUUGAACUCCCUUAUGUUAGCCUUCGAAGUUCUGAAGAGGAAAACUGUAAGGUUGGACUCCGGAAGUGGUACAUGGACCCAGCCCUCGACUCUGUGCUGAUGGGCUGCAGAGCGGCCGUGGAAUUGCUCUACAUGCAGGCAAUGCAGGACAUUGAGAAAGAAUGGAUCAAGCCCACACAGGGACAGAGGCAGGAAUUAGAGGCUCUUCAGAAAGAAAACAAUCAAACCAAGUUCCUGGAGCUGUGCCGGGAGGUGCAGUGCUAUGGAUACAUGCAGCUGGAUCCUUGCCGCUGUGAUUCCCCAGAGCCAGGCUGUGGGGCUGUGCUCUCUGUUGGCAAAGAUGAGAUCUGCUGCUGCGUGACCCUGCCUGACAGCCGGACACAGGAUGUCAUCCUCCAGAUGAGCAGCGUGAAGUGCUGGCAGGUCACUUUCCUUGGGACUCUGCUGGAUAUGGAUGGGCCCCAGCGAACUCUCAACCAGAACUUAGAACUCAGAUUUCAAUACAGUGAAGAUAAUCACUGGCAGUGGUUUAUCAUUUACACCAAACAGGCAUUUUUGCUGAGUAGCUGCUUGAAAAAGAUGAUCUCAGAAAAGAUGGCAAAGCAAGCUGCUGAGAAUACAGAAAUGCAGAUGGAAGUUCCGGGAACAAGAAAAAGUAAAACAUGGCACAUUCAGCAAAGCAAGCAAAAGAAGCAUUCUAGUUUUCUAUCAAGAAAACACAAGAUCAAGAGAGCUGAAGGUGUCUGUGUGUUUGGAACCAUAAAGGAAGAAGAUCUUUGAAGAAAAGUCUCACCUUUGAAAUGUCCCCUAAGACAUCUCAAGAUGGUGAAAGAGCUCGGUGGUGGGGGGUGGGCUUCCUGCUGUCAGGAAAUAAUUGACUUCUUCCUGUGUCUUCUAAUGUUAAGAUAGACUCUAGUCGUCAGGACUACCACAGCAUUCUAUGUACAUUUCAAGAGUAAAAAAUGUAAGAACUAAAGUUAUAGAAUUUGUUUUUACCAGCUCAUCAAUCACAAAUUGCUGAAUCAAUUAAACAAAUACGAACUUCACUCUCUUCCCCCCAAGAAUCCAUUCUUCUCUGGCUUCAUGAAGUCCUCUGAAUGGUCCCGUAUUACGUAAUGAAAGUCUUGCUCCAAAAUGUUACCAGCGUUUUGGGCUCAAGUUCUAAAGACAUGAUUCAUUAGCUAAGGAAAGCUGGGCUCUAUCUAGGAAGUGGAAUCACUGGGGAAGAAACCCAGACUUCUCCGACCUGUCCGCAGAGCUGCGUCAAGGAGGCGUGCAGUGCCGACUUGUUUCCUUACCUAGGUCGGAGGUACCAUAUGGGCAACCUCAGGGUCAUAUGCUGUUUUGAACAUUUCUAUUUGGGAAAGCAACACUGCCUUGUACUUGACAUAAAAUGCCUUUUAGGUCC